Molecule: messenger RNA, 984 nt
Organism: Parnassius apollo (apollo)
Lineage: Eukaryota; Metazoa; Arthropoda; Insecta; Lepidoptera; Papilionidae
Source: the annotation of a GenBank genome assembly
AUGCAAUCAUGGGAGCUUUUAAAGGACAAGCUUCAAGAAAUUGAACCUGAGGCAAACUUGGCUGCAAUCAAGAAAAAAAUUGAGCAUAUGCGAUCGGCUUUCAAUAGAGAGCACAAAAAGGUUAAAGAAUCAAAACGUACGGGAGCAGGAGCCAAUGAUGUCCAUGUUCCUAACCUGUGGUACUAUAAUUUGCUGCUGCCUAUUUUUGACAAGAAAGAUGAACAAUCAAGAUGCGGGGUAGACACGCUGUCCAGUGAUGAAGAAUCCAGACCAUCAGAACAUGAGAAGGGCAGAAAAAAGUUAAAUAUCUUGGAAAUUAAAAAAAGGAAAUUAAUAGAUACUGCACAAGAAUUAUUGCAAAGCGAUAAUAGAAAAGAAAAUCAGAAGGAAAUAAACUCAUUUGGCUUGUACGUAGGAGAACAACUAGAUCAGGUUGAAACAUUUCAACGCCAAGUGGCUGAGAAACUAAUUUCUGAUGUCCUUUUUCUUGCAAAAACAGGGAACCUUAAUUUUGAUUCAAGAAUCGAAACAAAAAGAUCUCGAAAUUUCCCUAUUUUUCAGAUGUCAUCAUCACCACAAUAUACCCGACUAUCACCAUCCCCAAAUUACAUUCAGUCAUCAUCAUCUCCAUAUCACAUUCAGUCAUUAACAUCACCACAACAAAGCCACCCAUCACCAUCCCCAAAUUACAUCCAGUCAUCACCAUCUCCAUAUUACAUCCAGCCAUCACCAUCACCAUCACCAUAUCCCACCCAACCAUCACCACAUCCCACCCAACCAUCACCAUCACCACAUCCCACCAAACCAACACCACAUCCCACCAAACCAUCAUCAUCACCACAUCCUACGAAACCAUCACCAUCACCACAUCCCACCCAAACAUCACCAUCGCACCCUACCAUACCAUCACAUACGAAUAGAAUAAUAUACGAAGGACCGGCUAGUGCAAUAAGUGAAUUUGUAAUAUUUGAAAAGGAUAAAUAA